AUGCAAGGACAGUUAUUGUCCGAUAUGACUCUAGAUCGACAAAGAACCCUUCGACCCAUUUCGAACUGUAGGAACCAAAAGUUAUGUCGAGAUGAGCCAAAGCAACUUAUCAAACCGAUCCUCAAGAAGAGCGUCCCUCCUCCGCCUUUGGGUAUACUCGACGGAUUCUUUGUGAGUUGGGAUCCUUUCUCCAAUGAGUUGAAGACUCCCCAGAGUGGGACAGAAUGGAGAUGGAACAUGGCAAACUCGACUUUCUUUGUUGAUUGGGCGGAGCCAACAUACUCUUAUCUCGGUCUCGAGGGUGCUAAAAUGCCAUUCCCGCAUUUGUAUCAGCCGAUAUACUUGAACAAGGAGAAUAAAUGGGCAUAUUUCAUCAUCAGUGCGAAUUUCACACGAACAGGAAAGACGCCUCUCCGGCUGGAUCAUCCGAUUCAUUUGCAUGGGCACGAUUUUUUUGUACUAGCGCAAGUCAUAAAUGAGCAAGUUGACAAAAAUGUGCCCGUGACGUAUGAUUUGGGUAAUCCUAUGAGGAGGGAUACUACGGUCUUACCUGGUGGUGGGUUCUUGGUCAUUGCAUUUGAGACAAGAAAUCCGGGUGCCUGGCUCACUGUCAUCUGGCGUUUCAUUCGAGCAAUGGAUUCGCAUUACAGUUUAUUGAACGUUGGAGUGAAAUUCUUGAGUGACUUAACGGUAGAGAGGCAAGGCAGUAUCGUCGACAGUGUGAGAAGUGGAGGGAAGAUUGGAAAACAAACCCAGCAAGGACUGGUAUUAGGGACUCUGGAGCAUAAAAUAUGCACCCCUUGGUUACAGCAAGGAUUCCUUUCUAUAUACUGGGCCUGGUAA
Messenger RNA from Orbilia oligospora ATCC 24927, 843 nucleotides. RefSeq lists its product as uncharacterized. The transcript is spliced from 3 exons. NCBI's taxonomy places the organism in Eukaryota, Fungi, Ascomycota, Orbiliomycetes, Orbiliales, Orbiliaceae. Gene Ontology annotation, molecular function: oxidoreductase activity; copper ion binding. Bases 1 to 843 code for a protein of 280 amino acids. The record is from RefSeq and is a predicted model, not a curated record.